Messenger RNA from Trichoderma atroviride IMI 206040, 996 nucleotides. RefSeq lists its product as uncharacterized. Gene Ontology annotation, biological process: regulation of cyclin-dependent protein serine/threonine kinase activity. Gene Ontology annotation, molecular function: cyclin-dependent protein serine/threonine kinase regulator activity; protein kinase binding. The record is from RefSeq and is a predicted model, not a curated record. Lineage: Eukaryota; Fungi; Ascomycota; Sordariomycetes; Hypocreales; Hypocreaceae. Gene Ontology annotation, cellular component: nucleus; cyclin-dependent protein kinase holoenzyme complex.
AUGCCCGGAGGCGUUUGUGCCGUCCUCGAUUAUGAGGUCGACAUGAUGGCUGAGUAUGUCGCCGAGAUGGCAACUCGCGUGGUUACCCCCGAGGCCAGCGUCACUUCUCCGUUCCGGAAAUUCGUGUCGCAGAUUCUCACUUCCACUAGACUGCCCAGCACGACCAUCCUUCUUGGAAUGAACUAUCUCGCCAAGAGAAUCAACUCCAUGAAGACUCAGGGUCCCUACAAGGCCUCCGAGGGUCAGGUUUGGCGUUUCCUCACCGUCUCGCUUCUCCUUGGCAGCAAAUUCCUGGACGACAACACCUUCCAGAACCGAUCAUGGUCUGAGGUUAGCGGCAUCCCCGUCUCCGAGCUGAACACUCUGGAGUAUGAUUGGCUUCAGGCCAUGAGCUGGCGACUCUACGUCAACCUUGAUCACAGCAAAGACUAUCAGGCCUGGCUUGACAACUGGCGCGAGUGGCAGCAGAUGAAGAAGCGACAGGCCGUUCAGGCCAACAGAGAGCGUCUGGCUUCGCUGGUCCCUGCCAUCGAUACCGAUCUGGCCAGGUACAACAGCAACCGCUGCUCUCCUCAUUCACGCUACAUCCAGGCUCAAAUCGCAGAGUACGAACGUUACCAGGCUAUGAAGACUCAGCAGCAGACCUACCGCUCGCGCGACUCGUGGUCCAACAACCCUUGGAACGCGCCUCUCACCCCUCCGGACUCUGGCUAUGGUACUCCCGAGUACGCCACGUCGGCAGCUUCUAGCAACGCUCGCUACAAUGAAUGGUUCGCUCAGGCCGCCGCUCAGUACAGCAGCCGCUACCCCCAGCCUCCGGCCCACAAUACGUUUUAUCCCAACCGCUCAACGCCCUACGCAUCCCACUACCCUUACCAGCACCACGGUGUAUGGGAGCAUGGCGUUGCUGAGUGCAGUUGCCCGGGAUGUGUCGAGCCCAUGAAGCAGUCUUCCUAUUUCAUGUCACAUGGAUAUGGCCAGCCUGUCAUGGGUUAA